AUGGAUGGUGCUUUACUUGGGCUAUUGCUGCUCCUGGUGGCACCAAUAUUUGCCUCAGGACAUAUGAUGCCAAAAUUAUCUUUGCCAACAUUAUCAGAGUUACUAGGACCUGGAACUGUUUAUCCAUGGAGGCUCGAAUAUUGCUCCUUAUCGCCUGAGGAACAAGCAAAAAUGAAAUCUCUUCAUGGCUUGAAUCAUGUCUUGAUGGAGGGUGUCGAUGUAAAAGACCCAAUGACAAUGGAAAGCGUGCCCUUUGAUGGGUUGACAAUGGGGGAGGUGCUGUUUAGAGGCAAGACCGUUACGAAAGGGUAUUAUAAAAACCCAGACAAAACUGAAGCAGCAUUGAAAGGAGGAUGGUUUCAUACUGGUGAUAUUGCUGUGAGGCAUCCUGAUGGGAACAUUGAGGUGAAAGAUCGAAAACUUGAUCUCAUUAUUUCCGGGCAUAAGAAAAUAUCUGUGGAUGUUGAAGCCGUGCUGUUUAGCCAUCCAGCAGUUUUUGAGGCAGGAGUGGUAGGGCGUCCGAAUGAGGUUGUAGGGGAGACAGUUUGUGCUUUUGUGAUGCUUAAGCAAGGAUGCAAUGCGAGCCCUGAGAAGAUUAUUAAGUUCUGUGGAGAAAGCUGCCCGAACAUAUGGUGCCAAAAACUGUGGUUGCUUUUGCCUGUUUAA
Durio zibethinus is the source of this 666-nucleotide messenger RNA. The record is from RefSeq and is a predicted model, not a curated record. Lineage: Eukaryota; Viridiplantae; Streptophyta; Magnoliopsida; Malvales; Malvaceae.